This is a messenger RNA of Amoebophrya sp. A120, 293 nucleotides long. NCBI's taxonomy places the organism in Eukaryota, Dinophyceae, Syndiniales, Amoebophryaceae. The record is from the annotation of a GenBank genome assembly.
GCCGAAAAGGCCUGGAGAGUUCACGCGCCUGCCGGAUAGACGCGUCAAAGCUCUCGGCCUGGUCCUUUGGCCCUUUUUUUUGCGCCUUCUUGCCUAAUUGCAUGUGCUUCGCAGCCUUUCUUUUUGGCGUCUUUGCCGCGGCUGUUGCAGUGCUCUUAUGCGAGCACAGGGAGACGAAUGGACAUGGCGAAAGAACGGCACCCAGACCAUGUCUAGAAGCUGCCCGGCGCAUAAGCCUUGACUUCUGCGGUGUGCAGAACCCACUUCCCAGAAGGGCAAGAGGGAGAAUGUAG